AUGCCCCAGGUGAGGAGGAACAGGAAGGCUCCCCUGGAUGGCUGCCAGCUGGUGGAGCCCAUGCUGGACCAGCUGGGUCAAGAGAUAAGAGAAGUGGAGAUGGAGCCUCAAGGGAAGAAGAAACUGGAGUCCCUCUGGCCCAUCUUCAGGAUCCACCACCAGAAAACCAUAACGAGUGUCACCAUCAUACUUUCUGCAAAAAUCCCUUCACCAGGCACAUAUGAGUACUGCACCAAGGGAGACAAAAACCUGAUUGCCCAGUGGAAGAAGCAGGGCUGUGGGAACCUCUGCUGCCUGCAAUGCGUCCAGACUUGGGACACCAACUCAGGGACAAACUGCAGCUGCAGGGUCCCCAAAAGCAAGCUGGAAGUGGGAAGAAUCAUUGAGUGCACUUGCUGAUGCAGAGGCUGCUCUGGGUGA
Molecule: messenger RNA, 420 nt
Organism: Haemorhous mexicanus (house finch)
Lineage: Eukaryota; Metazoa; Chordata; Aves; Passeriformes; Fringillidae
Product: protein BUD31 homolog
Biological process (GO): mRNA splicing, via spliceosome
Cellular component (GO): spliceosomal complex; nucleus
Source: RefSeq, a predicted model, not a curated record